Messenger RNA from Atta colombica, 2285 nucleotides. It is a transcript of the gene gem, whose product is annotated as transcription factor CP2-like protein 1. Gene Ontology annotation, molecular function: DNA-binding transcription activator activity, RNA polymerase II-specific; RNA polymerase II cis-regulatory region sequence-specific DNA binding. The transcript is spliced from 12 exons. The record is from RefSeq and is a predicted model, not a curated record. Gene Ontology annotation, biological process: regulation of transcription by RNA polymerase II. The annotation marks the transcript as partial. NCBI's taxonomy places the organism in Eukaryota, Metazoa, Arthropoda, Insecta, Hymenoptera, Formicidae. Gene Ontology annotation, cellular component: nucleus.
GUGUCGCAGUACGUAGAUUGUAGGCGAUAAUUAAGUCGAUCACGUGUGCUCUGAGAAGUUGUUGAAUGGAAUUGCAACUCAUGAUGGAUGGUGGCGCGGAAAUCCUACACGGAACGAUGUGGUUUUCCAACACAUCUCCGUCAUAUGAGCAAUUAUCACCGGUUCAUCCAAAUAGAUGUGACGUUGUAGCUAACUCUCAACAGACCACAUUGGGGUAUCACAGUCCACAAAAUUCUUUAUGGCAAGAUAAGCACCCGCCGAAAAAUUCGCCAACUGGCGGUGAUCAGAUACAUGUGAACAGCGGCUCGCCACAUCUCUCGCCUUCUGGAUCUUCUCCGAAUUGUGAACAGAACAAUUCAAAACGCCGUUCCACGGAAUCAGACAUAACUGAACUUGAAAAGAAACAUAUUAGAAGAGAUGGAUCUAUCGGAAGCAAUGGCUCUGGUCAAGGUUGGUCCACGCAAGUGGAGGAACUUGCUGAACAUCUUGCCGUUGAUUUUGAUGGAUCAUUAUCCGCUCUUGCGGCAUCUGAUCUUGCAACAGCUGUCGCCUCUUACACUAAUAUGAGCGAAGCCCUCCUCACUUUACCAUCAUUAACAGUCUUCAAGCAGGAGGCGCCUUCGCCUGAGAAUCAACAUAAUCCUAAUUUAAAUCAUGUAUCGCAAAGGGCGAUCAAUACAGUGCCGACUAGCAAUGGAAAUGUCGGUUCCGUAGAGGCCGACAGCAACAACAAUGGACAAACCGCGGCUAGUCUCCACCAACUCUUGUAUUCCUCCAACGAGGAGUACCCGCCAAAUUCAAGCGCAACCAACCACGUUUCUUCUUCUCAACAAGGAAACGAAUUAAACGAGGAUUGCCGUUUUCAGUACGUCUUAGCAGCCGCUACCAGUAUCGCCACUAAGGUUAAUGAAGAAACGCUAACGUAUCUAAACCAGGGGCAAUCAUAUGAGAUCAAGUUGAAAAAAUUAGGCGAUUUGUCUGCCUAUCGUGGAAAGAUUCUAAAGUCGACGAUUCGCAUUUGCUUCCACGAGCGACGGCUGCAAUACACAGAACGAGAACAGAUGUUGGCGUGGCAACGCGCUAGGCCGGGAGAGAGAUUAUUAGAGGUUGACGUUCCUCUCAGUUAUGGUAUGGUAGAUGUCUGUCAACCAUCGCCGUCCAACAACAGCGUGGAGUUUAUGUGGGAUCCUACGAAAGAAGUCGGCGUUUAUAUUAAAGUCAAUUGCAUAAGUACUGAGUUUACACCGAAAAAGCAUGGUGGCGAGAAAGGCGUUCCCUUCCGAAUUCAAGUAGAGACUCGAUUACCAGGAGGACCACGUCUGCAUGCAGCCUCAUGUCAGGUGAAAGUCUUUAAAUUAAAAGGAGCGGACCGUAAGCACAAGCAAGAUCGUGACAAGAUAUUGAGACGACCUCCUCACGAACAAGACAAAUAUCAACCUAGCUACGAUUGUACCGUCCUCUCUGAUAUUCCUCUGGAAUCCUUAUCGCCUUCAAACUUGCCGACGCAGAAUGGUGGAAGCCCAUACGCUUCAACAGAUGCAAUAUCACCACAAACACGCACGACUAUCGGCGGCAAUUCCUCUCCGGUAGUCGCCCCAUUAGCACUUUCGGUUUCUAAUUCUGGUAUCGUACCAUUGGUUCCGGCUUCAGAUGCCGUGAAGGAAAACGUGGGAACGGCGCCGGCCUUGCCAUCGCCUGCAGCCAUAUUGCCAGAUCAACCUUGCAUUGAAGCUGAUGUUAGUUUGACAGCACACAAAGCUACUUCCCCGCAACAACUAAUCGAGUUUAUAAAAACAGGUGCCCCAUGUAUCACCGAAUUACCACCCGACGCAAAUGCCACGCAGACAACCGCCUGGCUUCGUGCCAGCCGAUUCAACGCGUUUGAAUCAACAUUUGCAAGUUUCUCUGCAUCGGAUAUUUUACGCUUGUCCCGAGAGGAUCUAAUCCAGAUCUGCGGCGUGGCAGAUGGCAUUCGAUUGUUCAACACAUUGCAUUCUAAAGCUCCGACCCCGAAGCUUACUCUCUAUUUCUCGUUGGAAAGUAAUGGCUCACUCUGGAGAGUCGCCUACCUCGAUACUUUAACGAGCACCGCUCUCACAAACAAGUUGCUCAAUGCUCUAAAUUUGCCUCACGACCGACUUCACUCAAUACUGUUCCUAGGACCACAGGGUAUACAUGUGUUGGUCACUGACGAGCUGGUAGCAAACAUGAAAGACGAGAGUAUGUAUCUUGUUGAGACUAUUAAAGAUCCGGCUAGCGAGCGUUACAAAUUAUUAAUAAAAUCA